GAAGGGGUGCAAACGAAAGCAAGAGACGGGACGAAGACAAUGAAGAAAUGAAGAUGGUGGCUUGAAGAGCAUUCAGAGCAGAGUCCUCUUCUCCUUGCAUUGUCACCGCUCAUUGUUCUGCUUCUUAAGAGGUUCUGAGGAAACUGGAAAUGGAGGACUGUAUGGAGACCUUGAAGGAUGAGGAGGACGCUUUGUGGGAGAACGUGGAGUGCAACCGGCACAUGUUGACCCGCUACAUCAACCCGGCCAAGCUGACUCCGUACCUUCGCCAGUGUAAAGUCGUCGAUGAACAAGAUGAGGACGAGGUGCUCAAUUCCCCCAUGCUGCUCUCCAAAAUCAACCGAGCAGGUCGACUCCUAGACAUUCUUCACACCAAAGGAGAGAGAGGCUAUGUGGUCUUCUUAGAAAGCCUUGAAUUUUACUAUCCGGAGCUCUAUAAAUUAGUGACCGGAAAGGAACCAACACGACGGUUCUCCACUAUUGUUGUAGAAGAGGGUCACGAAGGCCUCACUCAUUUCCUAAUGAACGAGAUCAUUAAGCUCCAGCAGCAGCUCAAGACCAAGGAUGCGCAACGCUGCGAACUCCUGGCCAAGUCCCGCCAGUUGGAGGAUGAGAGGAAGCAGAUGAAGCUCAACAAGAUAGAGCUGCUGACCUUCCAGGAGAGGUACAACAAAAUGAAGGAGGAGCGGAACAACUACAACGACGAACUGGUCAAGGUUAAAGACGAGAACUACAACUUGGCCAUGAGGUAUGCCCAACUGAGUGAAGAAAAGAACAUGGCGGUGAUGAGAAGCCGGGACCUCCAAUUAGAGAUUGACCAGCUGAAACACUGGCUGAAUAAAGUGGAAGAGGAAUGCAAGCUGGAAAGGAACCAGUCCUUGAAGCUCAAGAACGACAUUGAGAACCGACCAAAGAAAGAACAGGUUCUGGAGUUGGAACGGGAAAACGAGAUGCUCAAGACCAAAAUCCAGGAGCUCCAGUCCAUCAUACAGGCUGGAGAACCCGGCUUGCCGGAUUCAGACAAGGCCAUUUUGGACAUCCUAGAGCAUGACCGCAAAGAGGCACUGGAAGACCGUCAGGAGUUGGUCAACAAGAUCUUUAAUCUCCAGGAAGAGAUCCGACAUGCAGAGGACCUGCGAGAUAAGUACCUCGAGGAGAAACAGGAGCUGGAGCUGAAAUGCUCAACUCUGGGGAAAGACUGUGAAAUGUACAAACAUCGCAUGAAUACGGUGAUGAUACAGCUGGAAGAAGUGGAGAAGGAGAGAGACCAGGCAUUCCAUUCACGCGACGAGGCCCAGACUCAGUAUUCUCAGUGCCUGAUCGAAAAAGACAAAUAUCGGAAGCAGAUCCGGGAGCUGGAGGAAAGGAAUGACGAACUCCGGAUCGAAGUGGUUCGAAAGGAGGCCUGCAUCAUUAAUCUGGAGUGCAAGCUGCGGCGUCUCUCCAAGGACAACGGCUACGACCAGAGCUUACCAAGAAACCUGCCCCUCACUGUGAUUUCCCAGGCUUUUGAAUCCCAAAGUGCCAAAGCCAAUGGCCAGGAGGCAGACGAUUCCUCAACUUCGGAGGAAUCUCCUGAAGACAGCAAGUUCUUCCGCUCUGAGCAGCCCCGAUUCCGAAGGAUGAACCUGAAAGGGAUCCAGCUGCCAAGAACAAGAUCCCCCGUCAGUGUGAGCAAGGCAUCGGAUUUUCAAGCGGUCCGAGGACUCGACGACGACCGAUGUGACAGCAGCAGCAGCCACGCCGACACCAAUUCCUCGAAUCCUGUUUCCAUCAGCAACUCAGUGGGAAGCUGCAAAGUUGGCAAAAUUCAAACGCUCCGGAAUCGCAACCCCAGCAUCAUGUCCACGACCCCAGAGCCACCGGGCAAUGACUCCAUACUCCGGCGUUCCAAAGAAGAUGCUCCCCAUAGUAGCCUGACUGAGGAAGACAACGACAGCAUUGGUUACGACACUUUGGAGUUAGACGAUGAGUUUCACGACAGAUAUUCCUCAUUGCCUUCCUCGUCCUCUUCUCAUCAGUCUGAAGGGCUGGACUUGGAGCAAGUCAACUCCAUUUUUCGGAAGUUCUCUCUGGAGAGGCCUUUCCGUCCUUCGGUGACGUCCGUUGGCCGCCUCCACAACACGUUCCAUGCUGUCCAGCAAAUCAUUGUGAAUGGAGACACGCUGGGUUCGGAGAUCACUGUGCUGGGAGGGAACAUCAAAGGGAACUUCGUCAAGUCGGUCAAGAUGUAUUCCCUGGCAGAGAAAGCUGGCCUCAGAGAAGGGCACCAGCUGCUUAUGGUGGAGGGAUGCAUCAGAGGGGAAAAUACAACCCUACCCUUGGAUGCCUGCACAAAGGAAGAAAUCCACUGGAUAAUUCAGAAGUGUAGUGGGCAGCUGAUACUCCACUGUAAAUCGAAUCACGAAGAAUACAGGAAUCUUCUGACUGAAAUCAACGAAGGGCUGGUGACGUCAGGAGACUCUUUCUACAUCCGCCUGAAUCUGAGCAUCUCCAGCCAAUUGGACUGCUGCUCCCUCUCGGUAAACUGUGACGAAAUCCUUCAUGUCCUCGACACCAUGUACCAAGGGAAAUGUGAAUGGCUUUGUGCCCGGGUUGACCCCUUCACUGACCGGGAUUUGGAAAUGGGCACCAUCCCCAAUGGCAGCAGAGCCCAACAGCUCCUCCUAGUGAAGUUGCAACGGCUGAUGAACAAAGGAAACCGGGAGGAGAUGGACAAUUCGUACGGGACGCUCCGAACAUCCCGGAAUACACUGCAGCCGGAAGACCACACACCACCAAGCGACGCUAAAACCAGUCCUCGCCUUUCUCGAGCCAGUUUCCUUUUGGGGCAGAUUCUACAGUUUGUCAGCAGGUCGGAAAACAAGUACAAGCGAAUGAACAGCAACGAACGCGUCCGCAUUGUCACCUCGAAAGACACCCGUUCCAGAUCGGAGGUCCAGCCAGUGACCAAGGCCUUGAUUGACAGAUUUGAAGAGUUCGAUUCAGUAACGGAGAUCAAUAGGAGUUUCAGCUUGGUCCCGUAUAGCUCGGUGCGUCCCGUCCAUUGUGACCGCCGCCGGCCCGUCCUCUUCAGCCCCACGAUGCUUUCCAAGACCUUCAUUCAGAAGCUGCUCAACGCCGGAGGAGCCCUGGAAUUCAAUUUGUGCAAACCAGACAUCAUAACAAAGGAAGAAUUCUUAAGGAGACACAAGACAGAAACAAUAAUAUAUUCCCGAGAAAGGAAUCCGCACACCUACGAAUGUAUUUUCCCUGCCAAUAUCGAGGCGGUUGCUGCCAAGAACAAACAUUGUCUGCUUGAAGUCGGCAUCGGCUGCACAAAGGAUUUAAUCAAAGCCAAGAUAUAUCCCAUCGUUCUUUUUAUCAGAGUCUCCGAAAAGAAUGUCAAGAAGUUCAGGAAGCUCUUACCGAAGCCUGAGAUUGAAGAAGAGCUCCUCCCGAUGUGCCGGCAGAAUGAGAAAGAGCUGGAGGGAUUGCCCUGCCUGUAUGCCUCCCUGGAAGCCGACGCUUGGAGCAGCCUUGAGGACCUCCUCCGCAUCAUCAAGGAGAAGGUGGCAGAAGAGCAGCACAAAACCAUCUGGAUUGACGAGGAGCAGUUGUGAAGCCCAGACUCAACCUGUGUCGGAGAGGGAAGUGCUGUUUGAUCGCAAAACAGGCAUCGGAUUCCCAUCGGAGGCUCUUUGAAACCUCUGAGAUGGAGCCUGCUUUCACUCACUCUUCCAUCUGAAGUCAGAUGCUGGGAAGUCUUGACAAAUGGCCAAAUGCUGAAUGUGAGGGAACCACUAAACCCAGCCAUAACACGGCACAGAUGCUACUUGGAGGUUCUGGCUAGGACUUUCCCAAACUAAGAUGCUUGGGAAGACACAGAUGCCUUUCAACAUGGAGAAGCUAGUUGUGGCUUGAUGGUGGAGGAGAUUCACACAAGACAAAGGCAGAACAUAUUCCAUUGGAGAGAUCCAAUCUUCUUGGUGGUAAAGUAACUCUUGGGUCUUCAUCUCAUGAACUUACAGAUUUGUAGAGAAGCAUGUAGCAAUAAUGCUUUUCAAUAGAUCACUCCGUGAAACUUUUACUCCUUUCCCAUCCUACUGUUUACUUGAGCCAUUCUUGACCACUUGUUGCCCGUCUUCACAUUCAUCACAUGGGGAAAGGCUUUUCAAGUCCUCCCUGCUUUUCCCUUUUCUCUAUCAGCCCAAAACCCUUUCUUUUUCUCUUUCUUCUCUUCUGCCUCUACCACCAUCUCCCCAGCCAAACGCUGUUCUCCAUUGCUCUCUGUCCGCAGCAGCUUUUUCUCACUUUGCGGAAAUGAAAUGGGACAGCAAACGAAACUUCCUCACUGUGAGAGCUGUUCAGCAGUGGAACUCUCUGCUCCAAAGUGUGGUAGAGGCUCCUUUUUUGGAGGCUUUUAAGCAGAGGCUGGAUGGCCAUCUGUUGGGGGUGCUUUGAAUGUGAUUUUCCUGCUUCUUGGCAGAAUGGGGUUGGACUGGAUGGCCCACGAGGUCUUUUCCAAUUCUCAGAUUCUAUGAUUCUAUUAUUCUAAGUAAUUCAAUGUCAUGUGAUGGGCUCUGUGCCUCUCCAUCACUGAAAUGAGCCUGAAGUGUCCUUGGACGGGGAAAUGAGUCAAUGUGGUGAAGUCCUUGGACUCCAUCUUCACAAAACAAUGCACCUUGAUUUUAAUUAUUGUUGGCCAAGGCAUCUGCCAAAAAAUCCAAAGCACCAUAAUUUUACAUUUUUAAGAUCUCUUUCCCCAUAUGGCAUUAUAAUUCCAAGAAUUUGGGGUGACUUCCAGCUGGACUGAUUACUCUUCAGUCUCAGAUUUCUCAGAAGGUUUUUGUUCUGACUCAGCCUUUGUGUGCCUCUGAUGAGGAUUCUGGGAUGCAGUUUCAAGAUGAUGGGAUUCAGGUUCUGGAUGAGUUUCAAGAUGACUCUGAUGGGAAUUAUGGGGUUCAGGUGCAGAGUGUUCCUGCUGUGGGAGAUGAGGAGCAGGGAGGCUUUCCCAUGGGAAGAAAUGAUGUUGUUCAUGAUGAUGGUUUUCAGGUGCAAGAAGCAGAAAGGGAGAGCGGUUCCCAGCCUCAGUUUGAUAACACUAACGAGCCCUGUGGCCUUGAAAGUGAAAGCAAUGAGACCGCUUCUCUAGAUCGGGCUAAUUGUCUGGAAUUUCAGGGGUUGCACAGAAGUCUCAGAAUAGCAAAUAAGAGGGAGGUCAACGGGCGAAGAAAUGCCUUCAUGUCAUGCUAUUAAAACAGUCUGCUGAGCGGGAAACCUUUGUCAAAGCAAUUUCCUCGCUUGAAUCAAGAACCAAGUCUGCUUUCCUGUAUUAUCUUGUAGCCUGGAUGUAUUCUCAUUUCUGGCUUCGUUUUAAGGACCUUGUUUCAUGCCUAAUGUUUCCAUGGAUUUAUUCUACAACCUUGUUUUUGUAACUAUCUUUUACCUUUUAUGAACAAUCUUUUCCCUAUUUACUAAUAAACCACAAAAGAAUAC
Anolis carolinensis (green anole) is the source of this 5478-nucleotide messenger RNA. RefSeq names its product caspase recruitment domain family member 11 (gene card11). Lineage: Eukaryota; Metazoa; Chordata; Lepidosauria; Squamata; Anolidae. The transcript has 24 exons. Bases 150 to 3602 code for a protein of 1150 amino acids. Gene Ontology annotation, molecular function: CARD domain binding. The record is from RefSeq and is a predicted model, not a curated record. Gene Ontology annotation, cellular component: cytoplasm. Gene Ontology annotation, biological process: positive regulation of canonical NF-kappaB signal transduction; regulation of apoptotic process.